AUGGGACCCUUCUACUUCAUUGCCGCGUUGGGCGCCGGUGUCCUAUCCCACCUUGCCUUUUUCCGCGUUGGCGAGCAUCACCUUCACGGCAUGCAAUAUGCCCUGACGACUAUUGCAGCUUGCAUCGUUUCUAUCUAUGUACCACACUACUUCUUCCAUACCUCCAUCUCGACCUCCGCUUCCAGCACCCUGGCUCUAGCAUCUUGCUACUUCACUGGUCUCUAUGCUAGCCUUAUCAUAUUUCGGAUCUUCUUCCACCCGCUCAAGAAUUUUCCGGGUCCUCUGGGAUGCAAGAUCUCCAGUGCGUGGUUUGCAACCUACCUGUUAAAGCUGGACGCGUUCCGUCAACUCCAAAAACUGCAUCAGAAGAACGGCCCCUUCCUACGAAUCGGCUCCAAUGACUUGUCCAUUGCUCACCCUCAGGCUAUCCAGGCUGUGUACGGUCUCGGUACCAGAUGCCGCAAGGCAGCCUGGUACGAUCUGUCAUAUCCAAUGGUGUCACUGCAAACCACACGGGACAACGCCUUGCACGGGAGACGACGGCGGCUUUGGAGCUCAGCCUUUGGCGAAAGGAACCUGCGAGACUAUGAAAAGCGCACCAGUCAUUACCGGGAGCUUCUAAUCAAUGCCAUCGAGAAGUCAGAAAGUCGACCCAUGGACGUGGCCAAGUGGUUCAACCUAUUCACCUUCGACGUCAUGGGCGACUUGGCCUUUGGGAACUCAUUCCAGAUGCUUGAGACCAGCAAGGAACACCGAGCAAUCAAGCUGCUCAACUCGGGCCUCACAGGUCUGGGCUUCAAGUUGCCCAUGUGGUUCUUCCGCGUCAUGAUUGGCAUCCCCGGUUUGGCCAGGGACUGGUGGGGGUUUAUGAAAUACUGUGUUCAGCAGCUUGAAAAUCGCAUGAAGAACCCAAAGACAAAGGUGGACACGCCAGACAUAAUGAGCUGCCUUCUGAAGCCUUCGCGAAAUAAGAGACCAACUGGUCUUGAUCGUACCUUGCUCGAGGGCGACUCGCAGCUCAUCGUAGUUGCUGGAAGUGACACGACAUCUACCACGCUGACGAAUAUCUUCCGGUACCUGGCAGAGCAACCUGAUCAGGUCGAUCAUCUACGCGCCGAGAUUGACAAGCUGCCACGGUCAGAGCUUGGGGACUAUGUUCCCACCGACUUGGCGGAUCUGAAGCAUCUCAAUGGAACGGUCAACGAGUCUCUGCGACUCUAUCCACCUGUGCCAACAGCACUUCCACGCCUCACUCCUCUAGAGGGCCUGACUAUAGACGGCACCUUCAUUCCGGGCAACGUUACCGUGUACUGUCCUCAAUAUGUCCUCGGUCGAAGCCCGGAAUGCUAUAUCCGCCCCGACGAAUUAAUCCCCGAGCGAUGGUAUUCACUCCCCGAGCUGCUCAAGGACGACGCGGGCUUCGCUCCGUUUUCUGCAGGCCACUACGGCUGUAUUGCCAAGCCUCUAGCUCUGCUCAAUGUCCGAGGGACGGUUGCGCGGAUUGUCGCCGAUUACGACGUUCAAGUCGCACCAGGCCAGAGCCUGGCAGAGUAUGACCUGGGGAUGACGGAACACUUUACUCUGGCGCCUCCGCCACUGAACCUUUGCUUUACCAAGCGCGUACGAUCAGAAUGA
This is a messenger RNA of Anthostomella pinea, 1635 nucleotides long. NCBI's taxonomy places the organism in Eukaryota, Fungi, Ascomycota, Sordariomycetes, Xylariales, Xylariaceae. The record is from the annotation of a GenBank genome assembly.